AUGAAGUCAUUCUCAUCCAUUGUCGCUGGCAUCGCCGGCCUUGCUUCUGUCGCUUCUGCCACGGUGCAGGGCUUCGACGUCUCUGGCUACCAGCCCACUGUCAACUGGGGUGCGGCCUACAGCAGCGGUGCCCGCUUUGUCAUGAUCAAGGCCACCGAGGGAACUGGUUACAUCUCGUCCAGCUUCGGCUCGCAGUACCCUGGUGCCACCAAGGCUGGCUUCAUCCGCGGCGGCUACCACUUUGCGCUUCCUGACCGUUCGUCUGGCGCCGCACAGGCCGACUACUUUCUGGCCCAUGGCGGCGGCUGGAGCGGUGACGGCAUCACUUUGCCGGGCAUGCUCGACAUCGAGUACAACCCGUACGGAGCCACCUGCUAUGGCCUCUCGCAGAGCGCCAUGGUCAACUGGAUCAGCGACUUUGUCGAGCACUAUAAAUCCAAGACGACGCAGUACCCCAUCAUCUACACCACGACCGACUGGUGGAAGACGUGCACGGGCAACAGCCCUGCGUUUGGCCAAAAGUGCCCGCUGAGCCUGGCCCGGUACUCGAGCAGCGUAGGCGAGAUCCCCAACGGCUGGCCGUUCCAGACUUUCUGGCAGAACAGCGACAAGUACGCGUACGGCGGCGAUUCGCAGAUUUUCAACGGAGCGUACGCGCAGCUGCAGAAGAUUGCUCGUGGUGGUUAG
Messenger RNA from Akanthomyces muscarius, 687 nucleotides. RefSeq lists its product as uncharacterized. Gene Ontology annotation, biological process: carbohydrate catabolic process; peptidoglycan catabolic process; cell wall macromolecule catabolic process. The record is from RefSeq and is a predicted model, not a curated record. Lineage: Eukaryota; Fungi; Ascomycota; Sordariomycetes; Hypocreales; Cordycipitaceae. Gene Ontology annotation, molecular function: lysozyme activity. The coding region runs from base 1 to 687 and encodes 228 amino acids. The transcript is spliced from 3 exons.